UCUCUCUCGGCUCUACUGCUGCGCUCUCGUGCCGCGCGCUCUCUUCUCUUUCUCUCUCCAUCCCGCGCGCGUCCACCUCCACCUGUCCUGUCCAGACUCGAGGGGUCGAGGUGGAGGCAUGUAGCACCGGAUUCACCGGAUUCACCGCGCUGAGCAGCAUGUAGCACCUGGAGCAGCGCGCACAUCGCCUCCCUCCUGCGCUCCUCCUGCGCUCCUCUUCCUCCUCCUCUCUCCCUCCUGGACCCGGAGCGCCUGGUUCUCCUCGGAACCAUCUCCUGCACCAGGAAUCUGUGUGGAUUUAAUUGUGGGGGGUGGGUGGGGGGCUUUUAUUUCUUUUAGAGGAGGUCUCCUGUGUGUGUGUGUGUGUGUGUGUGUCCCCGCCGCUCUGCACCUCUCGGUCGAUGGUCGUUGAGGAAGCUUCCAUCUUGAGUCCCGUGAAUACCGACAGAACCAUGGCGAGCGACUCCCCAGCGCGGAGUCUGGACGAGAUAGACCUGUCUGCACUACGGGACCCGGCUGGUAUCUUCGAGCUGGUUGAACUGGUUGGAAAUGGCACCUAUGGGCAGGUCUACAAGGGUCGCCAUGUCAAAACAGGUCAGCUCGCUGCUAUCAAGGUCAUGGACGUCACAGGAGAUGAGGAGGAGGAGAUUAAAGCAGAGAUCAACAUGUUGAAGAAGUACAGCCACCACAGGAACAUUGCAACAUACUACGGAGCGUUCAUCAAGAAGAAUCCUCCGGGGAUGGACGACCAGCUCUGGCUGGUGAUGGAGUUCUGCGGCGCUGGCUCUGUAACAGAUCUGAUCAAGAACACCAAAGGGAACUCUCUGAAGGAGGAGUGGAUCGCCUACAUCUGCAGAGAGAUCCUCCGGGGUCUGACCCAUCUCCACCAGCAUAAGGUCAUCCACAGAGAUAUUAAAGGCCAGAACGUGCUGCUGACGGAGAACGCAGAGGUUAAACUGGUGGACUUUGGUGUGAGCGCUCAGCUGGACCGCACAGUCGGGCGGAGGAACACGUUCAUCGGGACGCCGUACUGGAUGGCUCCAGAGGUCAUCGCCUGUGACGAGAACCCCGACGCCACAUAUGACUUCAAGAGUGAUCUGUGGUCGCUCGGUAUCACAGCCAUCGAGAUGGCAGAGGGAGCACCACCGCUGUGUGACAUGCACCCAAUGAGAGCGCUCUUCCUCAUCCCCAGAAAUCCUGCCCCCAGACUCAAGUCAAAGAAGUGGUCCAAGAAGUUCCAGUCCUUCAUAGAGAGCUGUCUGGUGAAGAGUCACAGUCAGAGGCCGAGCACCGAGCAGCUCCUCAAACACCCGUUCAUCAGGGACCUCCCCAACGAGCGGCAGGUCCGCAUUCAGCUGAAGGACCACAUCGACCGCACCAAGAAGAGGAGGGGGGAGAGGGAUGAGACCGAGUACGAGUACAGCGGCAGUGAGGAAGAGGAUGAAGAGAGGGACAUCGGAGAGCCCAGUUCCAUCAUCAACAUCCCCGGAGAGUCCACCCUGAGGCGGGACUUCCUGCGGCUCCAGCUGGCCAACAAGGAGCGGUCGGAGCUGAUCCGGCGUCAGCAGCUGGAGCAGCAGCAGAACGAGGAACACAAGCGCCAACUACUGGCCGAGAGACAGAAACGCAUCGAGGAGCAGAAAGAGCAGAGGAGACGGCUGGAGGAGCAACAGCGAAGGGAGCGAGAGAUGAGGAAGCAGCAGGAGCGAGAGCAGAGGAGGAGGUACGAAGAGAUGGAGCAGAUCCGCAGAGAAGAGGAGAGGAGGCACGCGGAGAGGGAACAGGAGUAUAUCCGUAGACAGCUGGAGGAGGAGCAGAGGCAGCUGGAGAUCCUGCAGCAGCAGCUCCUGCAGGAGCAGGCCUUACUGCUGGAGUACAAGAGGAAGCAGAUCGAGGAGCAGCGUCAGGCCGAGCGGCUGCAGAGGCAGCUGCAGCAGGAGCGAGCGUACCUGGUGUCCCUGCAGCAGCAGCAGCAGCAGGAUUCAACGCGACCGCCGCAGGACAAGAAGCAGCUGUACCACUACAAAGACCAGGCACCCGGGACCAACGACAAACCCACCUGGGCUAAAGAGGUGAUGCGGAGAGCUCAGAGCAACUCUCCUCGUAUCCCUCCAAAGAAAUAUCACUCCUUCAGGGAGCCCCGAAACGUCAACCUCGACACCCUCCUCUUACUGCCCGGUUACAAACCUCGUCGCCCCCGGCCCCGCCCCCCUUCCUACCCCGCUCAUGUCAGCCCCUCCAGAGAUCACCUUGUGCCUCGGAUCCGGGUCACCUGCGUCCCUAACCCACCCUCCCACUCCUCUACGCCAGUGAUGCGCCGCAGGAGUCCCAACAGGAGCCCGUCCAGGGGGCGGAGCCCCGGGCGCCGGGUGGACGAGCAUUAUAAGAUGAACAGACAGACUUCUCCUGCGUUGCAGCAUAAAGUCUCAAACCGGAUCUCGGACCCGUCUCUGCCGCCGCGCUCCGAGUCGUUCAGCAGUGGAGGAAUCCAGCAGGCCCGGACGCCGCCCAUGCAUCGCUCUGUAGAGCCACAGAUGGCCCACCUGGUACAGGUGAAGAGUCACGGUCUGUCAGGCUCCCAGUCUCUGUACGACCCUCACGGCGUCUCCUCCUCCUCCUCGGCGUCGCCCUCCCCCUCCCGGCCUCCCAUGCCCCGGCAGAACUCUGACCCCACCUCCGACACCCCUCCUCCCCCGCCCCUCUCCCGCCUGGCGCCCCCCCUCGACAAGCUGGACCGCAGCUCGUGGCUGCGGCAAGACGACGACAUGCCCCCCAAGGUCCCUCAGAGGACGACCUCCAUCUCUCCUGCUUUAGUCAGGAAGCACUCUCCUGGAAAUGGACCCGGCCUGGGACCCCGGGCUGGAGCUCACCUUAUACGGGCCAGCAACCCCGACCUGCGGAGGACGGACGUUUCCAUGGAGACGCCCCUGAAGAGGACAAGCAGCGGCAGCUCCUCCAGCUCCAGCACCCCGAGCUCCCAGGGAGGCUCCAAUGAGCGAGGUAAUUCAGGCAUUAAGACCGAAGGCUCGUCAGUUUCUUCCCACGAGACCAAAGAUGACGGCAGAGAGGUGACACGACCCAGCAGGCCUGCAAGCUAUAAGAAAGCUGUAGACGAGGAUCUGACGGCUCUGGCCAAAGAGCUGAGGGAGCUGCGACAGGGUGAGGAAACCAGCCGCCCGCCCGUCAAAGUGACGGACUACUCAUCGUCCAGCGAGGACUCUCACAGCAGCGAGGACGAGGAGGGAGAGGGCGGGGCUAGUGACGGCACGGUGGCUGUCAGUGAUAUACCACGUAUCAUGCCGGCUGCGAGUCAAGGUCCCAACGAGGCCUUCGGCAUGAUGGGAGGACACAACGACUCCCACGACGACUCGUACGCAAACAGCUCCAAGGACAGCACCCUGAUGAUGCGUGAGUACGGGAUGGGAGGCAGCGGAGGCUCCAAGUCUUCCUUCACGCCGUUUGUUGACCCGAGGGUGUACGGGACCUCGCCAACAGAUGACGAUGAUAUCUCUGCGUCAGCACUGUUUGCAGAUGAGCUGAUGAAGCAGGAGCAAGAGCAGGCAAGGCUCAACGAGGCCAGGAAGAUCUCUGUCGUCAACGUGAACCCGACCAACAUCAGACCUCACAGCGACACGCCCGAGAUCCGCAAAUACAAGAAACGCUUCAACUCUGAGAUCCUCUGCGCCGCUCUCUGGGGGGUGAACCUGCUGGUGGGGACGGAGAACGGUCUGAUGUUGCUGGAUCGAAGCGGACAAGGAAAAGUUUAUAACUUGAUAAAUCGACGGCGCUUCCAACAGAUGGACGUCCUGGAGGGACUCAACGUCCUGGUCACCAUCUCAGGGAAGAAGAACAAGCUGCGUGUUUACUACCUGUCUUGGCUGAGGAACAGGAUAUUACACAACGACCCUGAGGUGGAAAAGAAGCAGGGCUGGAUCACUGUCGGGGAGCUGGAGGGCUGUGUGCAUUAUAAAGUCGUAAAGUACGAGAGGAUCAAAUUUUUGGUGAUUGCUCUGAAGAACUCGGUGGAGAUCUACGCCUGGGCGCCUAAACCAUACCACAAGUUUAUGGCCUUCAAGUCGUUCACCGACCUGCAGCAUCGCCCCCUGCUGGUCGACCUGACUGUGGAAGAGGGACAGAGGUUAAAGGUCAUCUACGGCUCCAGUGUCGGCUUCCAUGUCAUCGACGUGGACUCUGGCAACCCUUACGACAUCUACAUCCCCUCACAUAUUCAGGGUCAGGUGACCCCGCACGCCAUCGUGGUUCUGCCCAAGACGGACGGCAUGGAGAUGCUGCUGUGCUACGAGGACGAAGGCGUCUACGUCAACACCUACGGACGCAUCACCAAAGACGUGGUGCUGCAGUGGGGCGAGAUGCCCACCUCCGUCGCCUACAUCCACUCCAACCAGAUCAUGGGCUGGGGAGAGAAGGCCAUCGAGAUCCGCUCCGUGGAAACGGGACACCUCGACGGAGUUUUCAUGCACAAGCGAGCUCAGCGACUGAAGUUCCUGUCGGAGAGGAACGACAAGGUUUUCUUCGCCUCUGUUCGCUCCGGAGGAAGCAGCCAAGUCUUCUUCAUGACCCUCAACAGAAGCUCCAUGAUGAACUGGUAACCCUUCUCCUCCACCCACAACCCUCCUCUUCUUCACUCUGAGCAUCGCCCGACAUCAGGAGGGAGGGACGGCGGGAUGACGGGAUGUGGACAGCGUUUUUGUGUGUGUUUACGAUGUGUGUAUGUCGGAGGAAAACAAGCUGCUGAAAAAGACUUUUGAGUCCCUGGAGGUGGAGUCUUAGACCCUAAGAGUGUGUCCCCUCCUCCAACUAUAGGGGGCGCCACAGGCCUCAUUGAUUGGUUACACUGCCUGCUGGACUAAAGGGGACGCCAUACAUAGUCAGUGGACGAUGCCUUCGCCUUCCAUGUGGAUUUUUCGGAUGGUUGUUCGAGAGAGUUUGGAUCCAGACUUCAGAGGACGCUGACAUCAUGCCGAGUAGCCUUUGACUUCCCCAUUUGUGUGAAUGGGAAGCUGUAGAAAAGUUCUCUGUGUAGCACAUUAUUGAUUUCUUACAGGGUGUUCACACUGCGAGUACAAUUUGUCCUUCCACUCUGCUUUUUAGUGGUGAUGCAAAAUCCACGUUUAUUGCAGCACAUCAGACUUCAUUUAGUAAGUAGUGGGUUAACAUUUGUGGUGGUUAAAAGUAGCAUCAAUGGCAGAAGAAAAGGUACAAAAAAAAGUUUAUUUUUUAAAUCCACAAUGCCCGUCUUUUCAAAAUGUUCUCUCUCUUGCUCCUGUCUCUUUAAGGCACCCCUCCCUUAAAGCCCACUUACCUCUUAUAGGCCAGCUGUUAGAGAGCAUGCCAAAGAGGGUGGAGUCUUGAUAUAGCCUCUGAUGUUGAAAAUGGAAGCGGAAGCAAAACUGCAGUACCUUGAGUGUCCACUGGGGGUUAUAACCAAAAGCAGAGGAGUCCCCAUAGAGCCCCAUGUUAAAACGCCCGCCUUCACAGCAGAAUGAAACAUGUUUACAGCCUGGUACAGGAACAGGUUUUGGUAUGUGGGUGAUUUAUUUAUUCACACACACUGCGAGGAGGGUGGAACUUUUUAUUAAGCGUCCUUUAAGAUAAUAGGAAGGGUUAGAGAUACACUAAUUAGCAUAAUUAGCGGCUGGGCUGAUCUGACCGAGAGGUGUGUUAGUCGUAGCCGUACUUCACUUUCAAAACAGUUCUCUAAAAACCAAUGAGACGAUGUUUCACAAAGUCUACGAUGUGCCAGGAUUCAAACAUUCCCCGGUGGUGACUCCUGGUAUUGCAACGGAAAUAAAUGACGAGGCGUUUUCGACACAUGGUUAAUUAUCCGCUAUUUUAAAGCUGCUAACAGACAUUGAACACAGCAAAACAAGGAACACACCCCUUUCUAUCAUGAUUCUUGAUCCAGAGAUGGUUUAUAUUUGUAGCACCUUCUUCAAACCAAAAGUGACGUGCAGUUCCAGACGUCGAAUCACAUCCUCGCUGUGUGAUUUAAACGGUAACCUGACAAUCAUGAGAGAAAUGUGUUGAAAUCUCUGGUCCAUGAUAGAGACGUGUGUCCAAAAUCGAUUGCACCGAACAUCUUAUCUGAAAUAAUGAAAACGAAGAGGCAUGCUGCAGCUAAAAGGAAAGUUCCACCAGAUCCAUGUCCCUGUCCGUCUCUAAUCCGUCACAGCACCGGAUCUGAUAGGUUUCUAUUACAGUCAAUGUGUUAACUUCCACUGGAUCCACUGCGUCUCUGAUCCGGUCAGAUGCCAGAGCACAACGCAUCAAUCUCAACAGAGCAGAUGGAGUGGGACAGGAAGUCAGGUUUCACCAAAACAAAAUGAAAACAUCCGGUUAAUUUUCAGAAUAAAACACUCUGUGUUAUCACCAGAUCGUAUUUCACUUAACUACAACAACAAACCAAAGUCAUGAUGAGCGGAGCCAGGCCUGGAGUCAACAGGUCAGAGGUUUUCAGAGGACCAGAAAGACAACAUGGAGGAGGAGAGGAGGAGGAGAAUUCUUGACUCUGGAUGUCCAGUGGUCCUGCUCGGAUCAGAGACAGAUCUGGUGGAAGUCCUGUGUCAAUGUGACCACAGUGGUGAAUACCGCAGGCCUGGUUCAUGGCUGCAGGCUGCAGGAGCUGCUUCAUACGCUGAGUCACUUUUAUCCCCCAAAUCUGUCACAAUAUCAUCAGUUUUAAAACUCCCAGAAAAGUAUGAACAGUAAUCUUUACAAACACAGCUACGCGUGGACACUCGCCAGUUUUGAGCUCUUCUAAAUCAGCCAGCAACAUGUGGAAGUCAUCCUUUAACUGGCUAAAUGUUGGUCUGUGUAGUUCUCCUCAUCUGGACCACCUCUGAUAGUGACGACCUGUUUUUUAAAACUCAUCGGAUGUUUUCUAGACUAACAUCUUGUAGCAAAAACGAAUAGAUGUCUCCUCUGCGCUGUCAGUUGUUUCCUCAUGCAACAAAAUAGGGCUACACCAGAAUCGGCUCACUGUGUAAAACUGUUCCAGACAUCCGUGUUGUUUCUUGAUCAUUACUCUAUCUGUAGGAGAUGAAUGGACCUGCUGUGAGUUGAUGACAGUGUUGCUCACAGUGUGAACACUCAUUACGAGUGCUGCUUCUGCUCAAACACCUUCUGUGUCUGUCCCCUAUUAGAAAAGAAAAAUACUACAAACAAGCGGUUAGCGGCGUCGCGGGGGAACCAGACGUUCUACACUUGUCAUUGAGGAUGCUGCACAGCUACUGCGGCCACUUUGUCCUGGUGUUCUGCUAAUAGGGGAAGGGGAGCUUGUAGAUAUUGUAUUAUUGCUGCAACAGCAACACGAAAACAAAAUCUUCACAUCGUUUCUCACAAAAAAAAAGAACUUGGCUGUAGAGUAGUUGCCAACUUCUGGAAGUUUCUACAACCACUGCCCUUUGUUCUCUCCACCUCUUCCUGUCCCUGCUGUUCUGUGUACACCACACCUGUGUAAAUACUCACUUUGAUGUUCAGGGCAGACUUUGCAGCGCAGGUGAGGAAAAAGAUUCAAAGCAGUCUGGCGUUUUUUUACCACACUUCUGUAAAAUCUGUCCGUUCUGUAGUUUCUCUCAGAUUGGAGAUUUUUUUUUUUUUGGUUGACUUGGUGAACUCCAAGUUUUUCUCCGUCACAGUCCACCUCUGUUUGUUUCGUUGUGCAUUUUUGCAUGGUGACAUACAUGUUUUACCUGUCGUCACUUGUUAUGAAUUGUACAUUUUAAGGCAAUACACUGACUGAUCUAUCUGUACAAGCCGGACGAUAAGAAACUUUGCUCACCGCGCUGAGCUGUAAAGUGAAAGUUAGCAUCGUUAUCUUAGCAUCUGGGCUUUUUCUCACAAGCUACAGCCAGAUGGGUCAAAUUUGUACACAGCGGGACCGGACCUCAGCAUCACUUUGAAUGAUGUUUUCUAUUUUUGACUGGGUUCAGUGGCGGUCCCUGGAUGUGAGGGAGAAGUGUUCAUCCUUUACUUGAUUUUCUCUUCUUUUUAGUUGGUCUUUAAGGAUGUGAUAAGUGCAAGCGAUGCCGCUUUAAAGGCCGGCUGAAGCCUUUGACAUGAGCAGGAUGUUAGCAGUAAUCAGCACCCUGUGAAUAAAGGUCAGGAGGCGGGGUCAGUUUGAGAACCAUAGAUUAAAGAUAUAUAUACUGUAAGAAUUUUCGUUAUGAUGAUAUCAUACUGAUCAUUUAAGGGAAAGACAAAAAAUAAUGUUCACUUGUUAAAGCUUAGUUGUCUUUCUACAGAAUAGAGAACAUAGCUAUAAGAAUUUCUAAAAAAAGAUACAAUGUUUUUAUCGUGGUAUUAUUUGUAUUUGUAUUUCAAUUUUUGUACGUAUCAAGACUGUGAACGUAUGUAUGGCUGUCAGCCUGUGAGUGUGUGUGAGUGUGUGUGUGUGUGUAGAUGAGCAGGUGUGUGCACAGGUGUGUGACAUGCAUGUGAGUGUAUGUUUUCACCUUGUCUGAAUCACUGGAAUCAGUCAAAAGACGACCUCAGUCUGGUAACACACAUCUGUGAUGUUUGAAAAUCUACAAUAAAUGUCCUCUCCUUGUACAGCAAAAACACCGGC
Molecule: messenger RNA, 8587 nt
Organism: Notolabrus celidotus (New Zealand spotty)
Lineage: Eukaryota; Metazoa; Chordata; Actinopteri; Labriformes; Labridae
Gene: tnikb
Product: TRAF2 and NCK interacting kinase b
Exons: 33
Coding region: 402-4610 (1402 amino acids)
Biological process (GO): protein phosphorylation
Molecular function (GO): ATP binding; protein kinase activity
Source: RefSeq, a predicted model, not a curated record